AUCUCAAUGGUACCUUCGGCUGGGAUUGUUAUUCUAUUAUAUUUGCCAUGCUUAACUUAAACGUUAGACGCAAUAUUGUGUCGUUAUGAAUUCAAAAAGUAAAGAAAACGGGUCUUCCUCAUCGGACUCAAGUGAUGAUGAAGAAGAGGCUCGAAAAAUUCAAGAGGCUCUAUGCGAUGAAAGCAUAUUUAGCCCCAAAAGUGUUUCACCCCAGACAACAGUAGUAGGCCGAAUCCCUGGUUUGUGCCCUAUUCUAAAUUCUAUUAUUAUUAGUUUCUACUUACAGUCAGUGAGUCAGUUAAGUAAGUUUGACUCAAAUUGUAUUACUGCUUCUACUACUAGUAUUAACAUUAUUAGCGUACGCAUUUAAACUAUUAUUUAUUAGACUUUUACUAUAAGCUCAGUAAUAUCUUGGUAAGUAGUUGGGCCUAAAACUAAAAUUGUAAACUAACUAAACUUUAUUAUUACUUUAUAAUUUAUAUUUAUACCUUUGACUUAUUUAUAAGUUAUUUAUGUUUAAAAUAAUAUAAAUAAGUAUGGGCCUGUUUUUUAAAUUAUUUACCUAUUCAAAAUAAAAUAAAUAUUAACUAAGGCAGUAAGUUUGAGUAAGGGUAGGCCUACGCUAAGAAAGACCAACCAAGGCAAAACUUCAAACAGGAUAUUUAGGCAUUAGGCCUAACUAUUAACACUAACAUAUAUUAAAAUAAAUUUAGGGUAUACUCUGUUAAAAUUUAAUGACAGAAAUAGUGGCUACAUCAAAAUGUCGUCCUCAAGGGGGGGUGGGGGAGGAUUACAAAAAAAUCAGUCAAAAUAUUUUGAUUCGUGGAUGUGCCAGAAGUAAAAAUGAUGGGACACAACUUCUGAGAAAUUCAGCAGUCUCAAUGUUAACAUCAGCAGUGCCCACCUUUUUCUUUUCUCCAUUUAUUCUUUGAGUAAAUACCUCCCAACUGCAAAUAUGUAAAUAAAGCUUUUAAUAAUGGAACGGGUGUGAAAUAAAAAAAAACUUUUUGUGGCAUAUUCGGCCAUUAUCAAUAUAAUUUUUUUGUACGCCAAGUAUUCCAAAGGUUGGGAACCACUGGUAUGCACAAAACAAACAAAAUUUUUACCAGGUACUGACAGACAGGUCUGCUGAUAAGUGAUGCACAGAAUCAGUGUAAUUUAUUAAGUUACAGGUCAUGGUUAUUUGAUAAAUGGUAAGCCUUAAUGAUUUCAAACUUGACAUGACAUUUAAAUUCAUCUUGACCUCAACACCCCUUUUUUUACAGUUCCAUUUUUCAAGUCCUCUGGAUCUGUGGCGAAAGAAGAACUCACACACGAAUUUAAAGCACAAAUGAAAUCAUUGAAAUCCAACAGGUGGUUUAAAUUUUAAUAGCAGAUCAUAAUAUAAUGACUUGAUACACAUAGUCUCUAGUAACUAUAGAAUAUAACAUAUUUCUUGUUACACUAAUUAUAGAAUAUAACAUAUUUCUUGUUACACUUCCUAUUUCGUUACAAUGAACUUAUUUACUGUCCCCAGGCCACAAGACAAACAUGAUGAUAAUGAAGGUAACCUGUUAGACACAACGCCUGAGUUUCGAGCUCACGUGGCCAAGCUGCUGUCACAAAUGUUGGAUAAGUGAGUCCCAUCGGAAGAGGCCUCCCUAUUUAGAGGCUUAUUUCUAGAUUAAAGGAGACCUGCAAGUUAGCUUAUCAUAUUAAAUUUUUAAUUUCAUCAAAUGCAAUUAAAGAUUAGAUGAUAAAGCAUCUUAUUAAUUGUAUGGGAUAAUAUUAAUAUUGUGGAGGCUGCAUUCACAAAUUCAAGCAAUUAAAUGCAGAUUAACCUAUUCAUAAAUAUUGGGUUUCUUCUUACUUUAAAAAAUCAAUUUUUAUAAACCCUAUAAGUUGUAUUAUCAAUAACAAUGUAUACAUUAAUUUUAUUAUUACCGGUAUAUAUGUUAUAUAUCUUCCCAACUGCUAUUUUUACUGUUUCAACCCUCAUCCUCACAGCCCUCCACCAUUAAUGUGUACAUUUAAUAAAUAAAAAUGGGACCCAAAAGGAAAGACAGGAAACUAUUUAGUUUUAGCAAUAAACAAACAUAAGUUGCAACAUUUUCAAAAAUAAGGUCAACUAAGAAAAAAACUGAAACAAAAAAACAAUUUAAUUAUCAAAUUUUAAUUUUUUCUCUACUUAGUGAUGUACAUUAGAAUAUGUUUCUCUACUUAGUGAUGUACACCAUUUGAACCAGAACAUAUUUAUUUUACAUACUUUGCAUAUUAAAAUACUUUUGAGCCCUACACAAUUACUUGGUGGAAAUAUCAAAAUUUCAAUGUUAUUAUUAUUAUGAUCUUAGCCUGAAGAUAAAUGGAAUGUGGAAUAAAGAGCAUAUUAAGACAGACAAGAUCACCAAUAUUAUUAUAUUACUGAAAAAAUUGUAUCAUUGUUCCAGUUGUUCAAAGAAAAGGCUGCUUUUAGAAAAGGAAGCAUCAAAAAGCAUAUUCACUAAGGCUCAUAAUGACAUUUUGUUCCUUUCCAGAAAACUUUCCAAAAAAUUAUCAGAACAAAUUUGGAGUUUGCCAAAGUGGCUAAAUAAGUCUACUGAUUCAGGUACUGGUAAUGAUGUUUCUUUUAUCAAAUGUGGUUUUCAACUUUCCUGUUACACAUGUAGUGGAGCUAUGUCUUUAUGCCUCCUUUGACUGCUAGGGCAAAUACGUAGAAAUAUUUUUAUUGUUCUGUGUCAAUUUCCUCUGAUUUUUUACCAAAACAUAGAGAGAAGGGAAGGGGGGGGGGAGAGAGAAAGGCACUUAUCACUUAGCUUUGAUGCAAUUUAGGGCAUGUUUGUUGUUUUUAUCCAAACUUAAUAUAAUUGUAAUAUGGCAUGUGUUCUGGUAACUAUACUAUGCAUACAUUUGCACGCAAAAAAAAUGCUUUACUUCCCUUCUCUGCUGAAUAUUAUGGCAGAUCUUGUGUCCCAAAUCCUCAGUAAAAGAGAGGCAUUCUUUUAUUUUAAGAAUUUUUUCCCACCAAACAAAUUUUUCUGUGAAUCUUUACUGGAGUAGACAUGUGAGUGAAAGAAAAUCAAAGAAAUAAUAACUUACUAGCACAAGCUGCAACUUAUCCUCCCUUAGUAUUGUAAUUAUAUUUGAUCAAUAAAAGAAACUAAGCAAUUUUGUUCUAUCGUAAUAAGUAUAUCUAUAAAAUAUCAAAAUUACAAGGUUUGAUAUUAUUUGACGGGAGAAGAGAAAAAUAAAAGAUGGGGGGGGGGGGUGUUAUUAUUUGUUUAUUUAGUAAAAUAACCAAGCAUUAGUUAAUUUCAUUAUUUGUGUUCCUACGUAAAAAAAUGUAACUGAGGCUAUAAAUUAUAAAGAACUGAUGUGCAUAAAUUCAAAUUUUAAAAAUGCAAAAUUGUUUUGUUUUCAGGUAUUAAACUGUUUUCAGAUUCCAAGACAUGGUGUACCAUUCAAGACAAACAAAGCUUCUUUGAUCAGGUCCCAGGUGUGGCCCGGAAGAAAAGAAAACUAAGAAUGAGCACAAGCUCAGAAAGGUAUCAGCCCCAUCCGAUGCAUUUUCAUUAAUAUGUUUUAUAGUAUUUACUCAAGUGUUGUGAUCUGGUUCUGGUAGGGUACGUUGCUGUAUCUGUGUACUGGCACAUGUGCAACGGUUGGUGAAGCGAUGCUGCUAUCCUAACGGCUCCUAGCAGAUGCUAGGGCAGCCUUGAAGCUCUCGAUUGACGUAUUGGCAGUAUUGUCCAGGGGGUUCCAAGCGAUUAUUGUGUGUGGGAAGAAUGAUUGUUCAUAUUGGACUAUGUUACACCGAGGCACAGUGAAGCAUUUACUAUUGUUCCAGAUGUAAUUUUUUUACAUUGAUAAAUUUUUAAUUAUUUUUAUGUAUUAUAAUAAUUUCAAAUUUUACAUGUUCCGAUAUUUAUACUAAUUUAAAUUUCUCAUUGCUCUCUUGUCCGAUUAUAGUUCAGAGGAUGAGAAAAUUGGGGCUUGUGUUUUCUCUCUUAAUGACAUUCAAAAAGAAAAUGACAUAUUAUCCAAGCUGGAGGCACAAGUUCCUUCAGCGAGAUCUGAAUGUGGACAAGAAACUAAAAUGGGACAGCACAAAAAUGACAUUACCUCUUUUAAAAGUCCUGAAAGCAUCGCUUCAACUGAUGAUAAAAUAAUUAUCAAGAAGAAGAAGAAAAAAAAGAAAACAAAAAUAAAUGAAAAUGCUACAUAAAAUAUUGUUUGUUAAAAUUAAACUUCUUAAUCAAUCCUUA
Messenger RNA from Lymnaea stagnalis (great pond snail), 4241 nucleotides. The record is from the annotation of a GenBank genome assembly. NCBI's taxonomy places the organism in Eukaryota, Metazoa, Mollusca, Gastropoda, Lymnaeidae.